Molecule: messenger RNA, 352 nt
Organism: Anopheles coustani
Lineage: Eukaryota; Metazoa; Arthropoda; Insecta; Diptera; Culicidae
Gene: Nop10
Product: H/ACA ribonucleoprotein complex subunit 3
Exons: 2
Coding region: 89-283 (64 amino acids)
Biological process (GO): positive regulation of telomerase RNA localization to Cajal body; snRNA pseudouridine synthesis; ribosome biogenesis
Cellular component (GO): box H/ACA telomerase RNP complex; box H/ACA snoRNP complex
Molecular function (GO): telomerase RNA binding; box H/ACA snoRNA binding
Source: RefSeq, a predicted model, not a curated record
UCUAUCAUCACUCACAAACAACGUGCUUCUCAAAAGAUCAACACAGAACCACGCUGAUUUUCUAUAAUCCCCAGAAAACCUUACCAAAAUGUAUCUUAUGUACGAUUUAAAAGAAAACGGCGAACGUGUCUACACAUUGAAGAAACACAACAACGCCGGCAGUCCCACACAAUCGGCUCACCCGGCACGGUUCUCGCCAGAGGAUAAGUACUCCCGCCAUCGCAUCAUCAUCAAGAAGCGCUUUGGGCUGUUGCUGACACAAAAGCCAGAACCGAUUUACUGAUCAUUCGGAUGUAACGGAAUUCCAUGUCAUUAUUAAGAAAUAUACUUUACCGACCUUGAACUAUGGUGA